GAAGAAGAGGAACAAAAAAAAGAAGAAGAAGAAGUAGAAGAAGAAGAGCCGACAUGGGGGCUGUUACUGAUGAUGAAGUUAUUCGGAAACGCCUUCUUAUCGACGGCGACGGAGCUGGAGACGACCGUAAAAUAAACGUGCUCCUGAAGAGUUUCAUCAAGUGGUGUAACUCGCCUACUAGCUCGGAAGAAGAAGGAUUCACGCAGUAUCAGAGGAUGCUGGGCUUCCUGAAUCAGUGUGAAAACUCCAUGGGUAAGACACUGAUGGUUUACGACAUGAACCUGCGGGAAAUGGAAAACUAUGAGAAAAUAUACACCAACAUAGAACAAAACAUCAUGUCUGCACAUGAGAAGAUAACAGAAUGUAAGAAAGAAAUCCUGAGGGCCAAGAGGAUACGAAAGAAUCGCCAAGAGUAUGAUGCUUUAGCCAAGGUUAUCCAGCAACAUCCAGACCGGCAUGAAACUCUCAAGCAGCUGGAGGCGCUUGACAAAGAACUCCAACAGCUGUCACACAUCAAGGAAAGUGUGGAUGCAAAGUUGGAGUUGAGAAAGAAGCAAUUCCACGUGCUCCUCAGUACCAUACAGGAGCUGCAGCAGACUCUGGAGAAUGAUGAGAAGUCAGAAAAUGAUGACAACAGUCAGGAGAGCCUGAUGGACAGCAGUGAAUGAACAUCUCAAAAUCCUGAACUAUAACAGUGAACUGCUUUUUCCUCAGAACACUUUUCUAUGUAUUUUUGAAUAAAGUUGACUUGAACAAGGUU
Messenger RNA from Salarias fasciatus (jewelled blenny), 760 nucleotides. It is a transcript of the gene thoc7, whose product is annotated as THO complex 7. Gene Ontology annotation, biological process: mRNA processing; mRNA export from nucleus. The transcript is spliced from 8 exons. Bases 54 to 668 code for a protein of 204 amino acids. Lineage: Eukaryota; Metazoa; Chordata; Actinopteri; Blenniiformes; Blenniidae. The record is from RefSeq and is a predicted model, not a curated record. Gene Ontology annotation, cellular component: THO complex part of transcription export complex.